Drosophila montana is the source of this 1329-nucleotide messenger RNA. RefSeq names its product roughex (gene rux). The record is from RefSeq and is a predicted model, not a curated record. Lineage: Eukaryota; Metazoa; Arthropoda; Insecta; Diptera; Drosophilidae. The transcript has 2 exons. Bases 180 to 1064 code for a protein of 294 amino acids.
ACUUCUGCUUCAAUAUAUAUAUUUUGUGUUUUUGAACAGAAACAUCGAUGCGAGUGAAAUAUAUAUCGAUAUAUCGUCUCACAUUGAGCACAUGCAACAUUGUACUUCUGAAGCGCAUCAACCAAACAUUUAUUUAUUGUGUACUUUUUUUAUAUAUGUAAGCAAUACAAACAAUAGAAAUGCACGAAGAACAGACAACCGAUGCGCCAGCAAUUAUAGCGUCGCCCAGCCAAGUGAUGCGGCAUUUUGUGCAGUGCAUGGACGACGACGAUGUACGCAGGGAAUUGACAGACGACUGCAUUCUCAGCGUGCUGGGGCGCAGCAUUAAAGGCGUCGCUGCCGUAACUGGUUACGUGCGCACCCAGCUAACGGCACGCUACAGGCAUGUGGGCUUCCAGGCUGCCAGCCACUGUAGCGAGGCUCGGAAAUCGCUGCUCACGGAUCGCUAUGCGCGCAGUUUUCAAGUGCUUCGCAGCCGCCCAAAGGCGUCAAAGCCCAUGCCGGCAUCUCUGCACAUGCGUCCAGAGAGUGAUGACGACGAGCCGGAUGCUGGCGACUGCCUCAAUCAGCUGGUGACACCUCCACGCUCGAGCGCACCGGCUCAAAACUCGCAACUGUUGCAGUACAUCGAAUCGCCUGGCGUGCUGGAGGCAGAUCAUGAGCACGAUGAUGGUGGCAUUGAUCUGGGCGAAUCAUGCCAGGUGACGCUGACGCUGGGCUACCGCGUCUAUAAUAGCGAAUGUGCAGUGGAAAUCUGCUUGGUCAUCUACGAGAAGCUUAAGCCAAGAUCUCUGGCACAUCCGGCACGGAACCGGACUUCACGCAGCUCACGAAAUGUCCACACGGAUGAUGAAGGCGAGCUGCCGGCAACGCGCAGCGUACGGCGUACGCUCUUCACCAGUGCCGCCGACAGCGAAGAUCCCGAGGAGUCCAUGGUCCGAACGUUGCCCGACGUUAGCCCGGCCAAAGCUCCGCCUGCUUUGACGCCGCGCAAGCGUCAGCAUAAAACCGAUCCGAAUGUCAAGUCCAAGCGGCUGACGGUGCUUGGCGGCAUGCGCUUCUAGAAAUAUUAGCCCACUUAUUAGCCCAAUAUUGUACCAAACUAAAUUAUAGAUUUAUAGAUAGUAGUGCCCAUAUUGGGCGGAUUGUUAAUUGCGAAGACUGAGCCCAGUUGUAGUAGAGUAUACAGAUAAGGUUGUCUUCGGACUAAUACGAGUACAUAAGAUUAUUCAAAACAUAUACACCAAUUGUAUAUACAUAUAUAUUAUAUUAUAAACCAAUAUAUUUUUCUAUUCUUAAGUGUUAAAAUAAAACAAAUUAUUCAAAAGA